GCACUCGCCAAACGUGCAACUGCAUCAAGCAACGUCGGGCAGGCCCGAGGUUCCAAAGCGAUCGGGGUUAGAAACCAUCAAUGGCUGCUAUUCCUCAAAGCAAAAACAUCAGUCAUGACGGCUCCUCCUAAUAGCGCGGCGCAAUAUCGCGAAAAGCCCAGCAAAGAGGCGCGAGGGCCGGCUCCUUCGGCCGAGAAAGGAAGCGAUUCAAGGUUGGGGGAGCAACUCUCGGACAGUCUACUUGCCGGCCUGAUACCCGGCCUGAUCCUGCUUCAUCUUGUCGUCGCCCCCUACACCAAGGUUGAGGAGUCCUUCAACAUCCAAGCAGCCCAUGAUGUGCUUGUGUACGGCACGCCGACGUCCGACGUCUACCAGAGGCUGUCCAGGACCUAUGACCACUUCACUUUUCCCGGUGCCGUGCCCCGCACCUUUGUCGGCCCGGUGCUGCUGGCCGGGCUCGCCCAGCCCAUCAUCGCUCUGGUCGGGUUCCAGCACGCCCAGUUCGUCGUGAGAGCCAUGCUUGGCCUCUUCAACGCCGCCUGUCUCCUCGUCUUUGCUCGGAACCUCAGGCGCGCAUACGGCGCCGGGACUGCAAGAUGGUACCUGCUCCUGCAAGCGAGCCAGUUCCACGUCAUAUUCUACGCCUCGCGCACCCUGCCCAACAUGUUCGCCUUUGGCCUGACAACUCUGGCCUUUGCCUUCUUGCUCCCGCAUCCCACCAACCCCAAACUCACCGUGUACCGCCAGCGCAUCUCCAUCGCCCUCCUGGUCUUCGCGGCCACCAUCUUCCGGGCCGAGGUCGCCCUCCUCCUCGCCACCACCGUCCUCCACCAGCUGCUCAUCCCCGCCCUCGCCCUCGAGCGCGUCCUCUUCCCCUUCGCCGUCUCCUUCCUGACCGCCCUGGCCGUCUCGGUCCCGAUCGACACCUACUUCUGGCAGGCCCCGCGCCCGCUCUGGCCCGAGCUCUCCGCCUUCCUCUUCAACGUCGUCCGCGGCGGCGCCUCCGGCUGGGGCGUCUCGCCCUGGCACUGGUACGCCACCUCGGCCCUGCCGCGCCUGCUGCUCAACCCGCUCGCCUACGCCGUCCUGCUACCCCGCGCGCUCGCCGAUCCGGCCCUGCGCCGCGCCGCCUCCCGCCUCGCCGCCCCCGCCGCCGCCUUCGUCGCCCUCUACUCGGCCCAGCCGCACAAGGAGACCCGCUUCGUCCUCUACGCCGUCCCGCCCCUGACCGCCGCCGCGGCGCUGGCCGCCAGCGCCCUGUUCCGGCGCAGGCGCAAGGGCCCGCUCGCCGCGCUGGUCGUCGCCGCCUUGGUCGCCUCCGUCCUGGCCUCCUUCGCCGCCAGCACCGCCAUGCUCGCCGUCUCGGCCCUCAAUUACCCCGGCGGCGAGGCCCUCGCCUUCCUCAGGCGAUCCGUCGCGGACUCGGCGGGGCCGGCGGACGACACCGCCGCCCCGGCCGUCGUCUCGGUCCACGCCGACGUCUUGGCUUGCAUGACGGGAGUCACGCUCUUCGGCACCAACGCGGAUGCUCCCACCGCCGCCGCCGCCGCCGCAGCAGCAGCAGCGGUGCCUCCAAUCUCGGGAGCGAGCAGUGGUGGUGGUGUUGUUGGUUCGUCCGGCGGUGCUGCGGAACCCGUCAUGGUUCACCAACGCGUCGGAACAACCACAACAACCGGGGACCGAAGCCGGGUGCGGCUCGUGGUGGACAAGACGGAGGACGCCGCCGUCUUGUCGAGCGCGGACUUCUGGGCCCGGUUCGACUUCCUCCUCGUCGAAGACCCCCGCAAAGUGCUCGGCGGACCGUGGGAGACGGUCGCCGUCGUCAAGGGGUACGGCGGGAUCGAGGUUGUUCGACCCGGUACCAAGGAAAAGGAGGAGGAGGAGGAGGAGGCAAAGGAGGAGAGUGGGGACAGCAUCGAGCGGAAGACGCCCAGGGUCGUGGGACUGGGGGAGACGGUCGCCCUGUGGAAGCGGCGGGUCAGGGACCUGACUGGAGGGUGGUGGGUCGGCCCGAAGAUGGUGGACAGGAUAUACAUCCUCAGGAGGUUGAAGGAUAGGGAUUCGCCGAGGACGCGAAUCGCCGUUGACGCAAAGUAGGCCAGUCAAGUCACUGUGCCAUUAUGUAGUAGUACAGACAGACAAAACUCCGCGCCAGAGGCCGCGUUUUUUUUAGUGACAUCGCAGCGAUUCCAAAAUUAGCGCCAUGAAUAUCAACAACGAGCUGCUCUUCUUGAUUAACAUGACGCGCGCCAGGGACCGCUUCAGUUUCAAGAGGUCGACGACCAAAAUGG
Messenger RNA from Thermothelomyces thermophilus ATCC 42464, 2291 nucleotides. RefSeq names its product glycosyltransferase family 22 protein. Lineage: Eukaryota; Fungi; Ascomycota; Sordariomycetes; Sordariales; Chaetomiaceae. Gene Ontology annotation, biological process: protein N-linked glycosylation. The record is from RefSeq and is a predicted model, not a curated record. The transcript has 4 exons. Gene Ontology annotation, cellular component: endoplasmic reticulum membrane. Bases 115 to 2097 code for a protein of 660 amino acids. Gene Ontology annotation, molecular function: alpha-1,6-mannosyltransferase activity.